Molecule: messenger RNA, 8380 nt
Organism: Schistosoma margrebowiei
Lineage: Eukaryota; Metazoa; Platyhelminthes; Trematoda; Strigeidida; Schistosomatidae
Source: the annotation of a GenBank genome assembly
AUCGUUGAACUCCUUAGGCCGUUACUUAUUACCGUUGCCUAUAGAUGUGUUUUCAUUUGCUAGAUGAUCUGAGAGACAAUUACAAUUAUCACUGACUUUUAGUACAUAAAAAACUGGAAGUAAAAACAAUUGCCAUUUAGCUUGGUGAAAUAAAUAGACCAGAUGCUUCUUUAUUGAAGACAGAUACAAUUUCAAUAUGAAUUGUCCAUUUAUUGCAUAAAGACAUAUGUAAAGUUUAUUCCUUCAAAAGUUCAAACCUUAAAAUCACGAACGUGUACAUUAUUCUUGAUAAAUGUGACCAAUAAAUUUUAAGAGUUCAAGUUAUCGGUAAUAAUGAAAGUAACCGUGUGCUUUGAUGAUGUUAAAGUUGUUGUCCCCUGUGGAAACGGAAGCAUUCUGAUUCGAGAGCUAGCUGAAAUGGCUCUUUUAAGGUUUCAGAAAUCCACUUCCUCUUUGCUGCAUACAAAAUGUUGCAUAGAUCAAAAUGUCACAUUAUGUACAGGGAGUCAAACAAAGUCGCCAGAAAAACGAAAGCAAGAAAACUACAAUCUAGAUCAACAACAACAACAACAACACACUCAAAUAAUACCGAGAGAAUUAGAUCAGUCAGACAAGGAUUCUCAUCUGAAAACAGAUAGUCAAAAAAAUGUAUCAUGGAAACUGAAUAUUGAUAGUGAUUAUGAAGUAGAUUCGUUAGCGUUAGCUCGUGAUGGUGGUAUACUAGAUUGGGAUGAUCGUGUUGUUGAUGUGUUAGAUGAUCGUGAACUGUUAAUUGUUAAUUUUCGUAAGAAAACUUCAUUAGCCUCAUCAUCCAUUGCACCAAUAACAGUAACAAUACAAAAAGAUUUACAACAAUCAAAUUAUAAUCAUCAAAAAAAUUUACAAAAUAAUUUUUCUCUUAGUCACAUUAAUGAUUCUUCAUUAAAUACAAUUAGUUUAAAUCAUGUGAAAUUUAAUUAUCCUUUUAAUAAUGAUAAAUUUGAAAGGAAUCAAAUGAAUAAACACAUUACAACAAUACCUAUUUGCUCUACUUUAUAUAAUCAAACUUCAGUAAACAUAUCAUCGUCGACUUUAUCAUCAUCAUCAUCAUCGUCAUCAUCAUCGUCAUCAUCUUUAACUUCUUGUUCACCUUCAAUGACUGGUAGAAUUAUAUGCGAUACAGGUGUAACAUACGUUCAGUUACCAUAUCCACAACGUGAGGAAAAACAAACAUUUCCAAUACUUACUUCAAUAUCAUCAAUAGAAACAUCAUUACCAUCAUAUUCACAACCACCUAAACCUUCACAUCGUCAUCCUAUAUUGUCUGCAUUAUCGGAAAGAAUAUGUUUAGAAGGAGAAUCUUGUGAUUGUUUUUUACUAAGAAAAAAUGAUAUGAUCAAUAAACAAGGAAUUUUGACUAACGAUCAAAAUAUUCAGCCUGCACUUCAUUGUUCACAUAGUGCACAUCCUGUUACAACACUAAUUGGUGGAUUAGAAUAUGAAUUAUAUAGUACACAAUCACCAACUGGAUUUAAACCACCUACAAAUACAUCAUCUAUCAUUACUAAACCAACAUUUAAUACUAAACAAACAUCUGUAUCUAUAACAUCUCCAUUAAUUCAACGAUUGAAUAAACCUACUCCUGUUGAUCCUCCAGUUCUUCAUCAACAUCAUCAACAUCAUCACCAUCAUCAUGAUACUUCUUUAUUAAAAACAUCACUUUCAUUACCUCCAUUAGCUCAACCAUGUAAUGUAAAUGUAACAGAAAGCAUGAAUCGAUCAUUGGUUACAAAUCAUUUACAACAAAUGAAUUUAUCAAAAUUGAAAACGAUAACAGAUAAUAAUGAUGUUCAUGAUGAAAAUUACAAUGCGAAUAACAAUAAUAUAAAUCAAAAUAAAUAUCAAUUUUAUGAACAGAUUGAUGAUAAUCAAUAUGAACGGAAUGUAACUAUUUAUCAUGAUACUCCUCCAAAUGUUGCAAAUCUACGUGGAAGUUAUUCACCCCAAUCACUUGUAGAUCGGAAUGAAUAUGUUAAUAUGCCACAAUCAAAAUUAAAUAAUGAUCAAUUAUCUUUAACAACAAAUGCAUUUCCUACUUAUAUGAUACUUCCAUCAUCUAUUUCAUCAUUAAAUGAUUAUUUAAUAUCAAUUCCUAAUUCAUUAUCAUUAUCAUCAACUAUAUUGAAUAAAACUGAUAUAAGUAUUAUAACUAAUGUUAAUAAUGAUGAUUUAUUAAUGGAUACAUCAUUUUUAUCAACAGUACCUGAAGAAGAUUUAGAUAUUGGUGAUUUAACUAGUUCGAAUAAAACAACACCACAACAAAGUCCUUGUAAAAAAGUUUAUUCAAUGAAACAAAUCAAUAAUAAUAAUUUGUUGGAAUCAAUUCAAAAUAAUAAUAAUAGUAAUUCUGAACAUCUUCAUGAUAUUGUCUAUCAUAGUUCACCAAAAUCUUUAUCACCAAUCACUAUAUUACACACUGCACAGUCACUUCAUAAUAAAGAAACUGAAUUGUACAGUAAUUCAUCUAGUCAAAUAUGCUCUGAUGAAAAUGUCGAAUUACAAUCAUUAUCACCAUCAUCAUCAUCACCACCGCCACCACCACCAGUAUUAUCAAAAUUAUCUCAAAAUUCUUCAUCUCAGUCUCAAGAAGUUUCAGACAGUUAUUGUGCUCGUCCUAAUAGAAAACAAAAACGUUAUCGAAAUUCCAGAGCACCAGCACCGCCUACACCUACAACAAUAAGCACAACUGUAACAAAUUCACCUUCUACUAUUUCAAUAGCUCUUAAUACGUCAAUAAAUCAAUCAGUCAUAGAACCACCACCUCCACCCCGUCGAUUAAAACAAAAGAACCAUGAUACACCACAUACUAGUGAUUCAGAUACAGACGACAAAGAUUGUAAGAAUUUAAUGAAAUCUCGACAAAUUCACCAAGUUUCAGAUAAAUCCCCAUCAAGUCCUAAGUCGACGAAUAAAGAAGAAGAAGAAUUAAAAGAUGAUAAUUCAAAUUGUGCUUCCAGACUAAAACAUCCCUGUCAACAUAUAACGCAACAACAUACAAUCAUAAAUAAUGAUAAAUUACAUUCAAAUCAUUUGAAUCAAUUAAUUACAUCCAUAGAAACAACUAAAGCUACUAUGAAUUUUGAACAAAAUUCAACUAUCAAUUGUAUAUGCUCAUGUUGUAAUGAUAUAAAACAGAAUAAUCAAUUCAAUCGAUCAGAUUUGUAUAAAUCAAUUAUACGUAAACCAACUCCACCGAAACGAUCACCUAAAACUAUUUUAACCAGCCUUAAUACAUCUCCUAAAUCAGAAGAACGUGAAAAUCAUAAAGUCCAAAUGAAUUCAAUUCAAAGUUCCAAUCAGUUAGAAAAUAUUAUGGAUCCUAUAAACUGUGAAUCUGGAGUAAUCUGUGACCAUAAAAUUGAUGAUGAUUGUUACAAUGAGGAUUCCAAGGAACAAACACACUCUACUAUGACUACUACCAGAAAUGGUAGUCAUAGUAGUCAUGAAGGAAGUGAACAAAAUGAGGAGAAGCAAUAUCCUAUGUAUGAUAGCAAUAAUAAUAGUAACAAUAAAAAACAAUCCGAUUUAAUUAUACCAGAUAACAUUGGUCAAGAUAAUGAGGCGAUUAAGUGUUGUGUAUGCAAUUCAUUGCAUCAAAUAGAUGCUGAAGCUGAAAUUCUUCAUAUGACUGAAUUAUUAUCGAAACGUCGUGAAUCUGAAGCUAGACGUCAAUUAUUAUUAGCUGAGAUGGAGGCUGGAAUAGAACGAGAUGAUCGUUUAAGAGUCGCUGCAAAUGCUAUGGCAUUGGCGGUAUCGCCAAUGACAAGUGAUAUUACAUGUAAUAUGGAUAAAUCAGGAUUAUGUAAUGUAUCAAAUUGUAUACACUAUAAUUAUUGUUUACGUCAUCAUCAUCAUCAUGAUCAUCAACAACAAAUUCAUUCUAAUAAUGUUUGUAAUGUACAACAACAUAUUGCACUAAAUCCACCACAUUUACAUUCUAUAGAUCACAGAAAUAUAGAUAAUGAAUUGAUACCGCCGAUAACAUGUUGUUGUACAUCGGAUUGUAUCAGAGAAGAAGAUAUAUUGAUUACAUUACGAAAAUCUUCAUGUGGUUUAGGAUUUAGUUUAACCACAAAACUAAUUCAACCUAAAUCUACAUUGAAUUCAUCAAUGAAUGAAACAUUAUUUGCUGUAUAUGUGAAAAAUAUUUUACCUGAUGGUUCAGCUAUAAAAGAUGGACAAUUACGGGUUGGUGAUCGAUUAAUACAAAUUGAUAAUUUAGAUGUAAUUGGUAAAUCACAAGCACAAAUUGUAGCUAUAUUACGAAUUAAACCAGUUGGUAGUAUUGUUCAUUUAUUAGUACGUCGUCAAGUGCAUCAAUGUCAAUUAAAUACAAAUGAUUGUUUAACAUGUCAUUUAUUAUUAAAUUCAACUUAUCAAUGUUCAAAUUUAUUAAAUACAUCAAUGAAUCAAAUAACAAAUCAUUUACCUUAUGGGAAAUUAUCUACAUAUUAUAAUUGGUUUGAUACACGUAAAUGUUCAUCACCACCAUUACAAAUGACAUUAUAUUAUGAUGGAUUAACUAAUUUAGAACGUGUUUAUCAUCCAAAUUAUCCAGUUUAUCCAGAUGUGAUCCUACUUCGUUUACAUAUUCCACUUAUUCCUGUCAAUGAAGAGAAUAUAGAUUAUCUUAAAAAUUCUAAAAAUUGUUUAGAUACUACUACUAAUACUACUACUAACAGUAGUAAUAAUAAUAGUAAUAGUAAUAACCCAUUAACUAUAACAAAUUUACGUCAAAUGCGUCUUGGUGUUAGUGUACGUGAAUCUAAUUCAUCAAGAGCAAGUAAAUUAAAUGAAUUAUCACAGAAUACAAUUAAAUUAAAAACAAAUAUAAAUAAAAAUAAUGAUAAAAUAAAUCAUAUUAAUACAUUAACUGAUACAUCAUAUAUUGCUGAUUCUAUAUAUGGUGGUGUAAUAGUGAAAUGUGUUAUAGAAGGUGGUGCUGCACAUAAAGAUGGUCGACUUCAAAUUGGUGAUGAAUUAUUAGAGAUCAAUGGAGUUGUUUUGGUUAAUGCAAACAAUCCAUUAAGUUUAUUACGUUCUGUUCUACGAAAAUUAUCUAAUACAACUGUAAAUGACAAUAAAAAUGAUGAUGAUGAUAAUAAUAUGACUACAACUUCGACAAGUGUAACCGAUAGAACAACCACGACAAUAACAACAUCAACAACUGCUUAUAGUUCUGUUGCUACUACUGAUACUACUACUAUUACUACUAGUACUAUAAGUAAUAUUAAUUCUAUAACACCUUCACCUACUAAGAAAAAUGAUCGGAAUACAACUUCUAAGUCUACCUUUGAUAAAGAAGAUUCAAUGGAAAUGUUAGAUACAAUUCAACCAAAAGUGGUAGAUUUAUUGAUAGCUCGAUUAACAAGGCAUCGAAGAUCUGCAUCUGGACACACUCUUGCAUCGAACUCCGAGUUUAGUUCAGAAACUUCGACGUCAAGUACUGUACUAACUGCUACACCAAAGUUUUUACCACCUGUCAAUAAUAAAACUAGUCCUGAAUCAUCAUGUAUUAGUCAAGAACAAUCCAUAGACCAUCAUCAAGGUAGUCAUCAACAUCAACAACAUCGUCAUCACCAUCAUCAUCAUCGGCAUCAUCGUCAUUUGUCUCAACCACAACAAAAAUGUUACUGUCCAAAUCCUUUAACAACUUCAUCUUCAUUGCCAUCAUCACCUUCAUCAAUUACAACAAAUCCUACUGAAAGUGAAACACAUGUUACUACAAUUAAUGCUAUUGACGUACAAAACAUGAAUAAUAACGCUAAAAAUAACGAAACACCGAAAAUUAAAGCAGAAAUACAUUCAGUCAAAGUGGAACAAGAAGAUAAUGCUGCUGAUGAUGAUAUUAUCAUUACUACUAAAACGACUCUUGGAGGUGACUGUGUCACGUAAAAUAAUUAAAUCAUAGUUAUACAGAUUCCUAUAAAACAAUGAAUGAAUAUUAAUUUUUUAAACGUAAUACUACUUCUAUACAUUAGAGAAUUCAUCAUUUAUGUGAAUUAUUAUUGAAAACUACCUCAAUCUCAUUAACAAAUUGAUAUAAAUUAUUAUUACAUCAUUAUUACUAUUGUUAAUACUACUACUACUACUACCAUUAUUCAGUAGUUUGUCGUUUUUUUUAGCUGAAAUAUAAAAACCGCUCAAAUUUACAUUUGUAAACAACCACAAUCUCAAUAAUAAUAAGUAUUAUUAUAUAAUGCUACAUUCCCUCUCUUGCCUCGUAACCAAACAAACUCUGUCCUCAUAGCUAGCGAGAGAAAGUGAGAGAGAGAGAGAGGGAAAGAGAGAGGAAGAGUGAGACAGUGAGAGAGAGAGAUUAGUUUAUUCCAUUGUAUAGAAACCAAAACCAUAUUUUCUAUUAUCAUAAACCAUUUUCUUUCUUUCUCCCCUUUUUUUCUUUAUUCCUUUUUUUAUUUGUGAAUAAUUUCUUUUUUUUUCAAGACAAUGACAAAGUGAAAGAAAAGAAUCCGAAAUUGUUAUGACUAAUUGUUUUCUAUUUAUUUCUAAUAUUGUUUGUCAAAAUCUCAUCACUUAGCUUGUUUGUUUGUUUGUUUUAUUUUCUAAAACGUAUUUCAUUCACAUUAUCAAAAUAUAACAUUGAAUAAGAUACUACUUAUAUUACUAAAUAUACUCACAUUUUUAUUAUUAUGAAGAUUUCAAUUUAAUUUUUAGUUGUGACAUAUACAUACAUCAUUGGAAUAGUUCAUAAUGAUUUUUGUGGUGUUGGUGGCAGUGGCCGUGGUGGUGGUGGUGGCGGUGGAUUAGUAUCUAAGGCCUCUUUCUUUUUUUGUUUCUUACUUUCACUUAUUUUUGUUCCAAUGAUAUGAUUGUAUAAAAUGAAUUGAUUCUUUUCUUGAUUCUCUUAUCUCUACACUCAACUUCCUUCAUUCACAUGAAACGUAUAUCAGUUAGAUGAUGAUGUUAUGAAAACUUAAAAAAUAUAAAAAGAAGAAAAGAAACACAACAUCGAUCAAUGUUUUUUUGUAGUUGUUGUUGUUAAUAUGAUUGUUACUAUGACAACAAUGAUCAUCGUGAAUACUAUUAAGUACUAUGAUCUAACUUUUUUUCAAAUAAAUAUGAUCACUUUCAGCAACAACAAUAAAAAUAAACAAACAGAAAAGAUCAUUAUUUUUUGUUGUUGCGUAAUAUUAUAUUCAUGACAGAAUUUACUUCAUCAUGUUGUAGAUACUGAUGUAAAUAAUUAAAUGAUCAUUGAAUGUUUGAUUUUAGUCACUAAGUUGUUUUUUUUCAUUUUCAUAGUCAAAUAGAUUGCCAACAUUUUUAGUGAUUACGUCAUUGCAAUAAUACUCUAUUACAUAAUCAUCGGAUGUAUAGUCAUUUUUCUUUAAUGAUUAUCGUUGAAGUGAGAUGAUCCAUUCAGUUUUAUCGUUUCAUCAUAAGUGGUUCUUUCUUAGUUUCUCUUCUUUUUUUCCUUUCUUUUUUUUGAUAUACACAAUUAUGAUUCCGCCCCACCCCCCCUUUCAUGUAUAUUUCUUAUUUCAUAACCAUUAAUAGUAAUUUGCAAAAAAAACACAACGAUUAUAGUUUUAUGCACAGAUAUUAAAUUGAAUUGAAAUAAGAUUUAUGUGAAAUAUGAAUCACUAUUUUAUAUUCCUCUAUUUAAAUUUCUUCAAAAAUAUGAAACCCCCUUUUUAUUCAUCUCACAUAUUCAAUCAACCAUCCAUCCACCUACCCACUUACUCAUUCCUCCACCCAGUCAAUCAAUUAAUCACUAAUUGUCUAUCUCUUUGAUUAUCUGUUGCCUUAUUGAUUCAAAUCAUAAUGACAUGAAUUGAAUAAUUUAUUAUUUUCUUUGAAAAAAAAAUUCAAUAAUCAUACAUUUUUUUCUCUUGUUCUUUUUUUCUUCAUUCUUUCUUCAUUAUGUUUACUUACAUAAGAGAAAAAAUAAAAGAAGAAGAAGAAGAAAAUAAUUCGUUUUAAUGAAAAAAAAAGAGAAAGACAAAACUUCCACUUUUUCUUUCUUUCAUUCUUCUUCUUUUGUUGUUGUCGUUGUUGCCUUCUUUUAUCUUUUUGUUUUUCUUGACAUAAACAAAUUUGUAAACAUUUAAAUCUAAAAAGAAACGGGUUGUUCCAGAUCUCCCUCCCUCCCUCUCUCUUUCUCUCACUCUUAUUAACUUUUGUUUUUUGAUUCUCUCCAUUCAUCCUUCUAUUCGAUGAUUUUUUUGUUUUGAUUUUCUUUUGUUUUAUUUUUUUCUCUCUUUUUAAAAAAGUGUACACAUGAUUCACUUAUGUCUAUAUCAUUAUUCAUUGAACAAUAAAUCAAUAAAUCAAUACCAAGAUUAUUAAAAAAAAUUCAGAUUAUAUAAUGAAAUAUAUU